AUGUCAACAACAACUAAACCUGCUACAACCGUUGCUGCUCCAAAGACAGCUGCUGCCCCCAAGAGGGAUGGUCAGCAGUCAUCUGCUGCUGGUGGUGCGCCAAGAAAAGAUAACAGAAGAUCGAAUGGCGCCAACACUACUUCAACUACCACCACCUCCACUACUGGCAAGGACCAGACAGGCGAGAAGAAGGUCUACCCAGUGGACCCAAUCAUGGAGGCCCACAGAAAGAAGAUUGACGAUGCCAUCGAGAUGCAGAACAAACUGGUCGACAAGCGCGCUCAGCUCACCGAAAAGAUGAGAGCCAAUCGUGCAAUCAUCGAGAGCCUCACCAAGGACACUGAGGGUCGUACCGACGACACAAAGUCACAGAAGGAUAGAAAGGACCUACUAAAGAAGAAGGCAGAGGAGGAGCGUGCAGAGUUGAGCAACCUCAUCGAGCAGCAGAGAUCACGCAGAGACACCACCGACGCUCUCGUCAAGGACCUCCCAAUCCGCAUCAAUAAGAAGGACGAGAACAUGACACUGGAGCAGGCAAUGAUCAUGAUGGAGAAGACCGCACAGGACAUUGAGAAGGAGAUCGAGGCCGAGACCAACGUCAACGCCCAAAAGUCCCUCAUCAAGAAGCAAACCCAACUCUCCUCCCAGAAGAAGCAGCUCAUCGAGUUCUUUACUCAGCGUGAGAGUCUCUCCAACUUUGAUACUUUAAUCGUCGCCCAGAAGAGCAAGAUCGCCGAGACCAAGAAGGAGUUGGAUCAGGUGAUUGCCAAACUCAACGAGAACCACAACCUUAAGACUAAUUCACCAAGUGCCGAGCAGAGAACCAAACUGCGUGAGGAGAACAACACCCUCAAGAAGGAGCACGACGAAGUCCACGACAAGAUCCAAGCCAUCAGUGCCCAGAUCAAGGCGGACAAGAAGGCCAAGGACGACUACCACAAGGAAAGAGAGGUUCAGAGAGCCGAGGAGAAGAAGAAGAGGGACGAGGAGUGGAUCGCCGAGAAGAAGAGAAGAGAUGAGGAGUGGGCUGCAGAGAAGAAGAGAAGAGAGGAAGCACAAAAAGAGAGAGAAGAGAAGAGACGCCUGGAAGAGUUGUCACAAGACCCAUAUGAGAAUGAUGUUGCUGAUUGUGAGGCAUUGGUUGCCUACUUGAACGCUAUUAAGCCAAAGCCUGUUGUUGAGAAGGUUGCCACUGCCCAAGCUGUCAUUGACAUUGAGGGAUACGCACCACUAGCAAAGAAGGAGGACAAGCGUGCCAGCCGUCUCGAGAAGAAGAAGGUCGUGGCUCCAAAGCCAUUGCCAGAGAUCAUCAAGCAUCCACUCAAGGUCAUCACCGACUUUGAGAGACUCAGCCUCGCACUCCCCAACAAAUACGUUGACAUUGACCAAUCGAUCGUCCAAAUCAACGCCAAGAAGGAGCACUACAAGCAGUUGUCCAAGCAGGUCAUGGAAUCGAGACUCAAGGCCCAACAGGACGCCAUCGCAGCCGCCGCCAACGCCGCCACCUCCUCAACCUCCUCUACCUCUGAGGAGACUACUACCACCUCGACCAGCAGCACCGCCACCACCUCUGAACAAUCAGAGACUACUACCACUGCCGCAGUUGAGGAGGUGCAAGGAUAA
This is a messenger RNA of Acytostelium subglobosum LB1, 1623 nucleotides long. RefSeq lists its product as hypothetical. NCBI's taxonomy places the organism in Eukaryota, Evosea, Eumycetozoa, Acytosteliales, Acytosteliaceae. Gene Ontology annotation, biological process: intracellular mRNA localization. Bases 1 to 1623 code for a protein of 540 amino acids. The transcript has 2 exons. The record is from RefSeq and is a predicted model, not a curated record. Gene Ontology annotation, cellular component: nuclear outer membrane-endoplasmic reticulum membrane network; endoplasmic reticulum; ribonucleoprotein complex. Gene Ontology annotation, molecular function: mRNA binding.